This is a messenger RNA of Quercus robur (English oak), 1118 nucleotides long. RefSeq lists its product as uncharacterized. The record is from RefSeq and is a predicted model, not a curated record. The transcript is spliced from 9 exons. Bases 448 to 852 code for a protein of 134 amino acids. Lineage: Eukaryota; Viridiplantae; Streptophyta; Magnoliopsida; Fagales; Fagaceae.
GAAGGCUUCUGAAUUAGCAGUUUUAUGUGAUACAGAUGUUGGUCUUGUGAUGUUCUCUCCUACUGGUCGAUUGACUAGCUUUGCAAGCAAUGGAAGGAUUGAGGAUAUCUUUCUUCGUUAUGUUGACCGGCCUAAUGAACUACGAGGAGGGCCUAUUGAGAAUGAAGAGCGUUUAUAUCGAAGCCUCAAGAAUUCGAAGUAUGAAGGAGAAAUCCUGGAACAGAUAGCAAAGUAUGACCUUUUCUUUUUCUCUCUCUCCCACACACAUACACAGCAGCACAGACCUUUAGCAAUUUAUGCAUGUCUUUUCUUCUGACUUUUUUUUUUCUUCUCUUAUUCUCUCUUAUUUCUCCAUCAAAAUGAUUCACAAACUGGUAAUGGCAUGACAAGCUCAGACUUAAGACUCUUGGAGAAGAACUCCAUGAUCUCAAUCAGCUAGAAGAUGAAAUGCAGCAAAAAAUGAGGUCCUACAAUCCAGAUAUAGAGAAGAUCACCUCGAUUUAUGAUGCUCUAGUGCACCAGAAGUUUCUUACUAAUGCUAUUCAACGUAUUGAAGAGAUGAAACAGGCAAAGCUGCUUGGUAAACAAAUUGUUCCACUGGAACCUGACAGCAUUGAAGUAGGAAAGGAAAAGGAAAGUCAAUCAAGUGAAGUACCUGUUCUUGAUAUAAAGGAUUCAAAUUUUAUGGCUGAAGAGUCUGUAGAUCCUAAUGGAAGGAGGAAUCCAGUGAUGGAAGAUCAUCACCAGCAAAAGACAUGCUUCCUUGGGGGGCCGCACCUUAGUAUUGACUACCUAAAAACCCAAAGUAACUGGAACCUUCAAUGUGGUAGCAGUAGCACAUCCCAAGGUUGACAUUAUGGCAGCUUUCAUGGUUUUACAUGACAAGCAGUAGGAUUAGUAUCUGUUACUGGGUACUGUUGUGGUUUUGUAGCCCCGUUUCUCUAAAUAUGUUGAAUGUGGAACAUGAUUUACUAUAUAAAUCCCAAAACAAAAGAGGUGCCUAGAGGUUUUGAGAAUUGUAGUGAUCUGUUUAAUGUAUCUUUCUGGUGACAAGUCAUUUUUGUUUUCUGGGCCAAUGGCAAUGGAAGCUGUCAUGAAAAAUAAUUGCAAGCCCUAAA